AUGGAUCCGAAACUCAUCAGCGCAUUCAUAGAAAGGUGGAGACCCGAGACUUACACAUUUCAUCUUCCAUGCAGAGAGUGUACCAUCAUUUUGGAGGACGUGCAGUUACAAUUAGGAUUGCUGGUGGAUGGGUUCAUACUCACCGGGUCCGUUCCAUCUGAUGAUUCGGGAGCCAUAUACUACGAUCUUUUAGGUGCGAUUUCGGAUAAUAUUUACGGAGGUCGGAUCGAGAUGGGCUGGUUACAAGACAAAUUCUUAGAGUCGGCGAAUGAUUUGAAUGAAGUAGAAAGAAUACGAUAUGCUCGGACAUACAUCUUUGAGAUCAUUGGAGGUUAUCUGAUGCCGAACUUGUCACAAAACCUUGUACAUCUGAGGUAG
Molecule: messenger RNA, 378 nt
Organism: Gossypium raimondii (Peruvian cotton)
Lineage: Eukaryota; Viridiplantae; Streptophyta; Magnoliopsida; Malvales; Malvaceae
Product: protein MAINTENANCE OF MERISTEMS-like
Exons: 1
Coding region: 1-378 (125 amino acids)
Biological process (GO): meristem development; meristem maintenance
Source: RefSeq, a predicted model, not a curated record